This is a messenger RNA of Molossus molossus (Pallas's mastiff bat), 1391 nucleotides long. RefSeq names its product angiotensin II receptor associated protein (gene AGTRAP). The record is from RefSeq and is a predicted model, not a curated record. Lineage: Eukaryota; Metazoa; Chordata; Mammalia; Chiroptera; Molossidae. Gene Ontology annotation, cellular component: plasma membrane. Gene Ontology annotation, biological process: regulation of blood pressure; angiotensin-activated signaling pathway. The transcript has 5 exons. Bases 59 to 538 code for a protein of 159 amino acids.
AGUUCGCAGGCUCGGAGCCUCCGCGGCGGUCGCGCAGGUGCCGCCAGCCUCGGUCGGGAUGGAGCUGCCGGCCGUGAACCUGAAGAUGAUCAUCCUGGUUCACUGGCUGCUGACGACCUGGGGCUGCCUCCUGUUCGGGGGCCCCUAUGCCUGGGCCAACUUCACCAUCCUGGCCUUGGGCGUGUGGGCCGUCGCUCAGCGGGAUUCCGUCGACGCCAUAAGCAUGUUUCUGGGUGGCUUGGCGGCCACCAUCCUCCUGGACAUCAUCCACAUCGGCAUCUUCUACCCACGGGACGACCUCACGGACACAGGGCGCUUCGGCGCCGGCAUGGCCAUCCUCAGCCUGCUCCUCAAGCCGUUUUCCUGCUGCCUGGUCUACCCCAUGUACCGGGAGCGUGGGGGCGGGCUCCUGCUCCACACCGGUUUCCUUGGACCUUCACAGGAGCACAGCGCCUACCAGACGAUUGACUCACCAGAGGCACCCACAGACUUUUAUUCGGGCCCAGAGGGCAAGGGUCACACCCCCCAAGGGUGCUGAAGCCAGCCCCACUGUGCCUGGCCCCAGCUCAGGGGCCAGAAUGACAAACUGUAGGGGAGGUCUGGUCUGCAGGGCCAUCCCUGUGUCCUGGAUGCUGUUCUAGGGCUGCACCUGAGCCCCUUUCUUGGACUGAACGUGGAAUGUGUCCUCCCGUUCCCCAGCUCAGAGGCUGCCUGAAUGCCCCUGUGUACACACCUGUCCCAAGCUCCCUGAGGCCUCCCCUCCCUUCUAAGCAUCUCCUGGUCCCAGGCUGGGAGCCAUGGUCACUUUUCUCCCCUCUACCCUCAGCUGCUCUAUGCAGGCCCCAGGCCCAGCCACUCCGGGGCCAGCAGAGUCCAGCCUCUCAGUGCCAGCGAUGCCCACCCCGGGCCUCCGGCGCUUUGCCGAGCCCUCCCGCAGAAGGUCUGUGGCAGGGGGGCGAGGUCCUUGUGCUUCUCCCUACCUGGUCGCUUGGUCGUGGGAGCCCCGGGACUAGAAGCAGGAAGUGUCUGCUACACUGGAGACCCACCACAGCCCCCAGCCGCCCUUCUCGGCCAUGGCAUUAAAGUUUGGGGAAUUCUGAGCUGGGUAUGUUCAGCCAUGUUCAAUAUCCCAGCUGGACUGGCACCUGGACCCGCUGAUCCUGGAAAGGUUUCUCCUUCGAAUCCUCAGGGCGCCUGGGCCAAGCUGCCUGUUCUGUGCGGCAGGAGGAGGCAGGGGCUCAUGACAGCCGGGCCUGUGUUCGGUGUGGCAAAUGGAUGUUUCUCUGAACCAGAUGACGCAGGUACUGGUUUGAGGCUCGCUCUGCCAGUGACUGGCUCUGGGCCCUUGGGCCGCUUAGCCUCUCUGACCUCCGUCUCCGGGACGAGGACUG